Molecule: messenger RNA, 548 nt
Organism: Cynoglossus semilaevis (tongue sole)
Lineage: Eukaryota; Metazoa; Chordata; Actinopteri; Pleuronectiformes; Cynoglossidae
Gene: cart3
Product: cocaine- and amphetamine-regulated transcript 3
Exons: 3
Coding region: 155-529 (124 amino acids)
Biological process (GO): G protein-coupled receptor signaling pathway; adult feeding behavior; positive regulation of MAPK cascade
Molecular function (GO): neuropeptide hormone activity
Source: RefSeq, a predicted model, not a curated record
CGGGAUGACUCACCCAAGGCGCCUGUUACGCAUGACAAAGAGGGGGAGAGAAAAAAAUCAAAGGAUAAGGUGGGGCGAGCAGAUAGAAGGAGUCAGAUAAAAAGGAGUUUAACGCGGAGGAGACACAUUUAAGACGAGGACAGGACGUCUCCACAUGCUGCCGCGCGUCAGGACCAUGCAGAGCUCCAAGCUGAUCAGCGGUGCGCUCCUGUGCGCACUGCUGCUGCUCUCCAGUGCCAGUGGAUUCCAGGGCAUGGACUCCGAGUCUGAGGAGGAGCUGAGCCCCAGAGCCCUCAGAGACUUCUACCCCAAAGGUCCGAACCUAACCAAUGAGAAAGAGCUGCUCGGAGCUCUCCAAGAAGUCCUUGAAAAGCUGCAGACUAAGCGCCUGCCUCUGUGGGAAAAGAAAUUUGGACAAGUCCCAAUGUGUGAUGUUGGAGAGCAGUGCGCCGUGAGAAAAGGCGCACGUAUCGGCAAGAUGUGCGACUGUCCCCGGGGGGCCUUCUGCACUUUCUUCCUGCUUAAGUGAUUAUGAGCACGGAUGAGAU